Molecule: messenger RNA, 663 nt
Organism: Entrophospora sp. SA101
Lineage: Eukaryota; Fungi; Glomeromycota; Glomeromycetes; Entrophosporales; Entrophosporaceae
Source: the annotation of a GenBank genome assembly
AUGGCAUGGUCAAGCACCAAUCACGUAGUGGUUACUAAUCUUUUGGAAUUACCUGGAGAUGGAACUUUCCGUACCACUCUUCUUUUUAGUGUCACUGAUAAAGUUGGUAUUUUAGAUGAAUGUUUAUUAGCUAUUAAGAAACAAAAUAUUUCUUUGACAAGAAUUGAAAGUCGCCCAAGUAAAACACCUGAAUGGGAUUACGAUUUUUUCGUUGAUUUUAAUGUUGAGAAUGCUACUCAACUUUCUAAUAUAGUUUCCGCCCUAAAGAAUGUAACUAAACAAGUAAAAAUUGCUGGUGCUGAAACUACUGAAGCUACUGAAGUUAGCACUCCUUGGUUUCCACGUAAAAAAUCAGAUCUGGACACAUUUGCUGAUAAGGUUUUGGAAAUGGGCGAAGAUCUCGACUCGGAUCAUCCUGGAGCAAAUGAUCCAGAGUAUCGUGUCAGACGUGCACAAAUUACACGUAUUGCAAAAACUCAUAAGAGUGGUCAACCUAUACCAACUGUUGAAUAUACAACUAGAGAAAUUGAAACUUGGGGCGCUGUUUUUCGUAACUUAAUGAAAUUAUAUCCAACUCAUGCUUGCAGAGAGCAUCUAUACGUGUUUCCAUUGUUGACUCAAAAUUGUGGAUAUAAUGAAAAAAAUAUACCGCAAUUAGAAGAU